AUGAAGUUUUCCCUGCCCACCAUCCUCGCCCUCCCCCUCGUCGCCCUCGCCGCGCCCUCCCCCUCCUCCCCCGCCUCCGACGUCCAAGCCCGCGACUGCACCAUCCACGGCCAGUGGGACUCCAACUGGGUCGAGUACGGCAACUCGCGCUACCGCGUGCGCAUCUGGGGCGACGGCAACACCAAGGACCGCUGGUGCGACUUUUACUGGAAGUACGGAUCUUUCGUCACCAUUUCCAACCCCGCGUGCUGGGUGGACGGCGACAAGGCCAUCAGCGACGUCAGCUACGGCCGCGGACCGAUCGGCUACGAGCAGUACAAGAAGACCUUCUGGGACGCCUUCAUCGCCAUGGAACGCGAGACGGGCUGCAAGCUGGACGUGAACCUGUAA
Messenger RNA from Cordyceps fumosorosea ARSEF 2679, 390 nucleotides. RefSeq lists its product as hypothetical. The transcript has 2 exons. Lineage: Eukaryota; Fungi; Ascomycota; Sordariomycetes; Hypocreales; Cordycipitaceae. Bases 1 to 390 code for a protein of 129 amino acids. The record is from RefSeq and is a predicted model, not a curated record.